Molecule: messenger RNA, 201 nt
Organism: Protopolystoma xenopodis
Lineage: Eukaryota; Metazoa; Platyhelminthes; Monogenea; Polystomatidea; Polystomatidae
Source: the annotation of a GenBank genome assembly
AUGUUGCUGAAGCGGGUGUCGCAACAACCCCUCUUCUUACACCGGCUUGCCAAUGUCGCCGCUGCACAUAAAAAUCACGGUCUGGCUGUCUGGAAUUCGGAUGCCCAAGAGUCUGCAAUUCUUGGCCCCGGUUACGUCAUAUUCGAGAAUUUAGGGCCGGAGUUACCCAUGCCUAGGCAUCCUCCCCUCUCUUUGCUUUAG